UCCCCUGUGGCCCCACAAACAGCCACGAAUCCGUACCUCGACACGAAAAGUGCACUCGCCGGAGCGCGUGGCAGCACGUUCACAGCGCCGGUAACUGUGAUGCCGGCAACGGAGAAUACCACAUUCUAGCGACCUCAAAUUCUUUCCGUGCAUCAGACACUGACACCCUGCAUAUUCUGGUUUGUUCGUCGCCGAAACGCGCGGAAUAGAGCGAGGGCUCAUGUUUGUCGCGUGGAGGUGAGCACAUGGAAUCCCUGCUGUCCGCGAAUAAGAUGCCCGCCAACUGCGGAUUAAUCUACAGCGGCACAACGCGCUCAAACGCGCGUUUGAAUUUAGUUUCCCAGCGAGUCGUACAUUUUCAUAUUUUUGUCGUCUCCUUCUCGUCUAGGGGUAAACCCUAGUCACUCUCUGGCUCCGGUCUCUCCCCCCAGUUGCCCAUCGAUCAGAGUAACUAUCGGACCACCAAACCCUAGAGUUCUCCUCCGCUUGGCCGUCUUCUUCCUGGUGUUCUGCAUUUCGCGAGAUCGAAGUCUGCCGGCCUCGCACAACCGGAGAGUAGAGGCCUCGGAAGCUGCACUCCGGCAAGGCGAUCAGCUCGGUCGUUGAAACUUGAAAUUGCGGUUUUUAUUCAGAUCCUUUUUUCUGUAAUUUCAAUGGGAAGUUCACCAAAUCACAGUUCAGAGGAGGAUACGGAUGUGAGUGAAUCCGAAAUGGAUGAAUAUGAAGAUAAAUCUUAUAAAGAACUGAAGAAUGGGACUCACAAUGUAAAAGUUUCAGAGGAUGCUUUUACUUGCCCAUUCUGUCCCAAUAAAAGAAAAAGAGAUUUCCUUUAUAAGGAACUCAUCCAACAUGCAACAGGGGUGGGUAAUUGUACCUCAAAUAAGAGAAGCGCAAAAGAUAAAGCAAAUCACCUAGCACUGGUGAAGUACUUGGAAAAGGAUCUAGCAAAUGUAGGUGGUCCAUCAAAGCCUGUGGAUGGGGCUGAUCCUCCUAUUGGUUGUGAUCAUGAUGAGAAAUUUAUGUGGCCCUGGACAGGCAUUGUUGUUAAUCUUCCAACUGAAUUUAAAGAUGGGCGUUAUGUCGGAGAAAGUGGAUCCAAGCUGAGAGACCAAUUAAUAAGGAGAGGGUUCAACCCUAUCAGAGUUCAUCCACUGUGGAAUUAUAGGGGCCAUUCAGGAAGUGCUGUGGUGGAAUUUAACAAAGACUGGCCUGGGUUGCAUAAUGCCUUGUCAUUUGAGAAGGCCUAUGAGGCAGAUCAUCACGGGAAGAAGGACUGGCAGGCAUGUAACGGCAAAGGAUCUGAUCUUUAUGCUUGGGUUGCGCGUGCCGAUGACUACAAUUCUACAGGGAUUGUUGGAGAUCAUCUCCGGAAGGUUGGAGAUCUUAAAACGAUAUCUGAUAUUAUAGCAGAAGAAGCCCGAAAGACCAGUAAACUUCUAACUAACCUGACAAAUGUAAUUGAGGACAAGAACAGGCACAUGAAAGAAAUAGAAUCCAAAUUCAACGAGACUUCUGUGUCCCUCAACAUCCUAAUUGAAGAGAAAGAUAAGCUUCAUUUAGCCUAUAAUGAAGAGAUAAGAAAGAUACAGCUCAGUGCACGGGAUCAUUUUCAGAAAAUUUUUAAUGACCAUGAAAAGCUUAAGUUGCAGUUGGAAUCUCAGAGGAAAGAGCUGGAGUCGCGUGUUGAAGAAUUAGAAAAGCGUGAGGCUAAAAAUGAAAGUGAAAGAAAAAAAGUUUUUGAAGAGAUAGAAAAGAAUGCCUUGAGAAAUAGUUCACUUCAACUGGCAGCUUUGGAGCAAAAGAAGUCUGAUGAAAAGGUGUGGAAAUUGGCUGAAGACCAGAAGAGGGAAAAAGAGAGACUUCACAAGAAAAUAAUUCAACUUGAAAAGCAACUGGAUAAAAAGCAAGCACUGGCAUUGGAAAUUGAGCGCUUAAAGGGGACAUUAAAUGUUAUGAAGCACAUGGGAGAUGAAGGCGAUACAGAAGUUAUGAAAAAGAUGGAGGAAAUAUUCAAGCUUUUGAGGGAGAAGGAAGGAUCACUUGAGGAUUUAGAAGCACUGUACCAAACUCUUAUAGUGAAGGAGCGAAUGAGCAAUGAUGAGCUGCAAGAUGCUCGUAAAGAAUUGAUAAGUGGCUUGAAAGAAAUGUCAAGUGGUUCUCAUAUUCGUGUCAGGAGAAUGGGGGAACUGGACAACAAACCAUUUCAUGAAGCAACCAAGAGAAAGUAUCCUGAGGACGAAGCAGAUGAACGAGCUCUAGAACUUUGUUCAUUGUGGGAGGAGUACCUUCGAGAUCCAGAGUGGCAUCCUUUUAAAGUUGUUGAGGUUGAAGGGGAGCAUAAGGAAAUAAUAAAUGAUGAUGAUGAAAAAUUGAAAGGCUUGAGGAAUGAGUUUGGGAAUGAAAUGUACAAAGCUGUGACAGCAGCCUUGAUGGAGAUAAAUGAAUAUAACCCAAGUGGGAGGUAUAUUAUCACAGAACUAUGGAACUAUGACAAAGGAAGGAAAGCUACUCUUAAAGAGGGAGUGUCUUUUAUACUUGACAGAUGGAAAGCAUAUAAACGCCUAAGAGUAUUGUGAAGGAUAUCCAUCACCUACUUUUGCUCAUCAGAGAAGGCAAUGAUACCUAUUGAGCAGUGGAGCUAAUUACAUCCUGUUAUAUACAGGCACUUAACUUAGAGAGUCUAGGCCUGUUAACAUGGCAGGUUAAUCAGGUAUCUUGAAUCAUUCUGAGAUGCAACUGAAAACCAGCAAGUUCUCCUCUUCCCCCCUCCCCAGGUUAUAUUGCUCAAUGAAUGAAGAGCGGUGAUGUUUUUCAUCUGCUGAUUCUUACUCCUCCACUUCUCCUCAUUAACUAAUAGCAGGUUUGAGUUUUUAUCUGCAUUUUCUUUCUUUUUUGUGCAUAGAACCUAUGGUUAUCAAUUUUUUUAUUUCACUAAAAACACUAGCAAUCUAAUGUUUGGAUUUUAUUUUAGCUGGUUUGAGUUUUCCAUUGGUUCUUAAACAAUAUAUAUAUAUAUAUAUAUUCAGUUUUGACAGUUAAAGAGUGAAUGGAAUCAUUUUGUGGCACCAAGGGGGUGCCAACUCGUAUAUAAAGAGACCCAUUUAUGAGGAAUAAGAUCGAAUGGGUGUAAAAAAGCUUGUACAUCCAAGAAAAGUGAUGACAAUUAAACCAAAAAUGCAAGGUUUCGAUCCACGCAUCCUUCAUAAUUUUUAGUGUUAUUUUUUAUUUUUUUUCCCUUGAAGAUUCUCUCAUUUCUUUUCCUACUCACACCCCAAAUAAAGGUGAGUGGAUCAAAGGAAUGAGUUUUUUCAUCUUUGUACAUGUAUGUACAGCUUCAAGUCCAACCUAACAUCUUCAGCUGCAUUUUUUUUUUAACAGAGCUGACAUUUGUUUACAAGGAUUAGAUUCCCCUCCCCCCUCUCUUUUGCAGGUUGUUUAUUGUCAAAAUCCUCUCCUUGGUUUAUUCCUUCAAAAAAAUAAAAAACUAUCUUUGUCAGAGCAAAAUUUCUCCAGAUGGCCUUUUUUGGGGAAAUUAACCCUUGUGCAGACCAAGUUCCUUUUUGAUGAGGCCCCACUAGUAAGAUCUAGCGUUAAAACAACUUCCAUUAUCAGUAUCCGCAUUGGAUGAUCUUCCAAAUUUAUGUUUACUAUUUUGUAGAAAGUAAAAGAAGUCUGAAAUGACCUGUAUCUCCCAAUCUUGAUCACUUCUCUCUAAUGGGAUAUUUUAAACAACUACUCCUCUGAAGGAACGAGCAUGGGAAUAGGAAGGAUCUUUUGAGAGAUAGGGAAAUUGAGAUUUCAGAGGGGUUUCUACACACAAUCUCCAAUGAUGAAGAAAAGAAUCGAAUUUCCUUUGAAAAGAAAAUUAGGGUUAGUCUCUAUGUCUCAUAGUCCUUUAAGUGGCUAGAAUGGGCUGGUAUGUACAGUUUCAGUCUUUAACUGGUGCAUAUAUAUUCUCUUCCCAGUUAACUUAUUCAUUUGUAUUCCAUGGGCCAGUAUUUGUCUAUUCCUCUUAUGUAGGGCAUACCAUCUAUUCUGCUGGUACACAAAUUUUAGUAUUUUUUGAAGGGUAAAUAUCAUUCCUUAUUGCUUGCUUCUGCAUGCAAGAGUUGCUCCUUAUUUGAGCUCAAUAUUUACCAGUAGGAAGAAAGAAAGAUCUUUAAUGACGAUGAGUUUUCAAUGCUAAGAAUGCCUUUGAUUUGUGGAAAGUGAUACACUAUGUCUAAAGCAUUCAUUCCCCAAAUUUUGGCCAUGGGUGCUGCAUCAUCUUGCCUAUAAUCUGAGUCUAAACUCCAUGCUACUUUUAUGCUGUUUGGGGUGUGCCCCCUGCCAGCAUCAUCAAUGUUUCAGGAAGUUUUAAACUUUGAACCUCUCCAUGCCACUGACACUAUUGACAUAUGUGCUUCUGUUGUAUAUGUGGAAUGGUUUUGGUUGGAUGACUGAAAGUAUAAAUAGUCUUGACACUGUUUGCUUAUACUUAAUGCUUAAAAAUCCACUUUUUUCCAUGUGCUUUUGUUGGAACAGAAUGGGUUAGGAGUUGGAUGGCAUAAAAAAUUGUAUUAAAAACAUGUACGACCAAUUCCACUUCCUUCUUUAGUACCAAGCUUAUCAUCUCAUCACUAUAUUUAAAUGAAAAAAUUGUUGGCGGGCCCAUCAAAUGCUUUAUUAAUCUCUCUGCAUUUUUUGUUGGGGAGGGGUUGAUAAACCAUGCAAUUGUUGGCAGCAGUAUCAGGUUCUGUAUUCUACAAACUGCAAAACAAAGAAAUCAUCUUUCCUUUAAAAGGUAUGUGAGACACCAAUUUUUCCUUAGAAAUAGAGGUUGGCUGUGGAUGCCUAUUCACUUCAGAUGGUAUAUAAAUAAAUUUGAAUACCUGUGCAAAAUCAUGUAUAUAAUAAACUCCUCAUUUCAAUAGCAUCCUUGUUUAUUAGCAUUGCAGUUGUAACACAAUACAUCUUCAUUUAAUUUGUUUAUAAAAUUUAUUAAUUCCUUUAGUUUGUACUAUUUUUAUAAUUUAAUUAGCCCUCUGUUUGGAAAGGCCUCAGAUUUGGAUUUGUAUUGGAUUUGAAUAAAAUGUAAUAUAAAAUUGUACUAAAAUUUGUUCAAAUGCACUUAAAUUCAAAUCCAAUGUCUAAAUUCUUUUUGUGUCAGUCGGGAGAUUUUAAGAUAUAAGGUAGAAACCAAAGAAAGAGAUGUUGGUAGUUGUGAAUUAUUAACGAGCGAGUUAUGGAUUCAUAAGUGGUAGGUAAGUACCCAAGAUGUUUGUGGUUGUGAAUUAUUAAUGAGUGAGUUAUGGAUACAUAAGUGGUAUAUGCAAGUACCCAUAGACUAGUUAUUGGAGGCUUUUUAUUUUUCCUGUAGUGGCGUAGUGCCAUUAGUUUUCCUAUUCUACUAAUACUUUGAACAGGGAUAUUGGACCCCAGAGUAGGGGAACCCCACUUCCAUAUAUGUAUAUAGAAUAAUAUCCCUUUGAAAGAUGUAAAGUCUUUCGGUUCUGGUAAUUUUUCUCAUAUGGAAGCGCUAAUGAUAUUUGAUGCUACAGGAAAUAACAGAUGGAGUGCUGAGGUGAAGUGGCAUGCUGGCAUGUGUUGCGCGAGAUGUCGGAAGACACCAGCAUGUGGAAGAAUGAGAGAAUAAUUUUAUUUGAUGGUUGUACACUUGUACCAGCAAAUUGUUUACUCUUGUGUAAAUUUUCAAAAUUAUGUUAUAGGAGUAUGUGCACCCAGGAUACAGCUUUCUGGGAAUGAACUGCAAUAUUGCGGACAUAUAUUGACGUCGUUAGCGGUGUAGAGAAAAACAAAUGUGGAAAGAGGACCUGCUUAAUCAUGUAAUGUUCAAUCCGUGUUGCAUCAUUCCUUCA
This is a messenger RNA of Malania oleifera, 5858 nucleotides long. Its product is annotated as protein INVOLVED IN DE NOVO 2. NCBI's taxonomy places the organism in Eukaryota, Viridiplantae, Streptophyta, Magnoliopsida, Santalales, Ximeniaceae. Gene Ontology annotation, biological process: gene silencing by siRNA-directed DNA methylation. The transcript is spliced from 8 exons. The coding region runs from base 654 to 2576 and encodes 640 amino acids. The record is from RefSeq and is a predicted model, not a curated record.